AUGGCUGGUGAUCACGUGAACAAUCCACCUGUGACAUUUCCUGUUGGUGAUGUCGUAAAACAGGGAUACCUGUUUGUGAAGAGACCUCCUAGGAGAUAUUUUAGUAAAAUACGAGCUUGGCACAAGCGAUAUCUGGUGCUUCGGGAUGAAACCCAGGACCGGAGUCCUUGUUUAGAGAUGUAUGAAAAAGACGAGCUUCUGACUGCCCCUCUUGGUUUAACUGGUCCAAAACUUAUUCUGGACCUCGGUCAAUGCGUCCACAUCGGUUUCACAUCGGAUUCUACAAGAUUUCCGUACGCCUUGGUGAUCGUUUGCCAAGGGAGAUCACCUCUCCUACUUGCUGCUGAAGAUGAACUUAGUGCCAGGUCUUGGCUUUUGGCACUCGGACUUAUCACGCACAAAGGAAAUUCUGCUCACUGUCCGAGGACCACUUUUAUCCCUCCACCGUCCCUGAUGUUCGACAAUAAUCGGCGAGGCCAUCGCAGCAAAUCUGCCUUUCGGGACACCUGUUCCUUGCCUCAGGAAUCUUCAACUUCAUUAUCUGUAGAAAGUACGGCGGCAAUGCUUUUACCUGAGGAAUAUAAUGACAGCGACAUGGAUUUGUCUUUUGCACGUGAUAUCUUCCAAGUUUCUGUUAAUCCGACGGAAGAUUCGCAGCGACUGGGCAUGAACGGUGAUUUGCAGCUGGCGGUUUUCAGCCACGGCAUUGGUUUAGCGAAACCAGGAAUGGCCUCCUGUUUUGUAGUUUGGCCUGUGGCAUACAUACGUCAGUAUCUACAUGAAUCUACGGGUAGCACUGGAAGAACAAAAACAACUAUCGUAUCAUUAGAAGUUGGCAGGAGGUCAGCAACAGGUGAAGGAGUGUUUCAAUUUAGAACACAAAGAGGGGCGGAAAUAAUUCGAGAGCUGAAAUCUAUAGUGGAGCUAUGGGCGGCUCGCAAAGCAGUUCUUGCAAUCCAGCAAUCAUCGGCAAAACACGAAUUUUCAAAGUCGUCUCCUAAACAUGGUAGAGGGCACUCUUGGACUUUUUCUGGUCGCUCAGCCCCCUGUACUCCAAGUCUUGCUAUCCCCCACACUUGGCAUAAACCAAAGUCUAGUCCAACUCCUAACAAAAAGAGCAUCACGGAAGCAACUAUGCGUCCGAAUAGUUGCCCUGAGCAUAUGAAACCGCUGAAGCAGCACGAAAUGCCGAUCGCUGAGCAGCCAGUUAACUAUAUCGUCCCUUGCUUUGAAGAAUCUCCACCAUCUGAGAAAAUAGAUGAGUCGAAAAGCCCAACUGUACAUAACAAAAAGACGGUGACUGCAGAUGUCGGAAAAGAUGGUUGCGUCAGGACAAAGCAUACUCGAAUCAUCAUGGGAGCGUGUUCCAUUCCAGAAGUUCGAUCUGUGAGGGUGGAAGCUUGCUCGGGGGACAGUAGCGAUGAGUGCUGCUAUAUCGAAGUAGACUCUCCAAAAGCAGAGCCCCUCAAGUCAACACCAGUUGCUAGUCCAGCGAAAAGUUCCAACUGUGGCCAUGAGCCAGAAGGUAAAGGAAAGAUGUUCAAGAAGUGCGUCGUACUUUGAGAAGGUGCACUGUCCACAAUAAGCUUAUCUUCAAGUUUUGCCAACGUAACCCAUUGCAGUUCAUCGAUGGGACAUCAAGAGUCAAUUUGUAUGGAAUACAGAAAUAAUUCAUUUGUAGAUUAAUGUAUUUUUGCGAUUUAUUUCACCAUGAAAGUUUGUUCUAAAACUUUUUGCUAAUAUUUAUUCAAAUUACAUGCUUGUAUUGAUGAAAACAUUUUCAAGCAUUAUCUUCUUUACAAUUCUCAGAUACUAUUUUUCAAAAAUUACUAUC
Messenger RNA from Uloborus diversus, 1834 nucleotides. RefSeq lists its product as uncharacterized. The transcript is spliced from 8 exons. The record is from RefSeq and is a predicted model, not a curated record. The coding region runs from base 1 to 1563 and encodes 520 amino acids. NCBI's taxonomy places the organism in Eukaryota, Metazoa, Arthropoda, Arachnida, Araneae, Uloboridae. Gene Ontology annotation, cellular component: cytoplasm. Gene Ontology annotation, biological process: positive regulation of MAPK cascade; cell surface receptor protein tyrosine kinase signaling pathway.